GCAUUCGGAGCAGCUCGAGCAUUAAAACGCAUCUGACCCGCAUCCAGAGCCCACAUCAGCACCCUCGGGUCUAGUAGCCGAGCUCAAGAUGCUUCAGUCCCUCGCCGGUAAUUCGUGCGUGCGCCUGAUACAGAGCAACAAAUCGGCGUGGUAUUUUCUUUUCCUGGUGCUCGGCUACGUGCUGUAUCUGAUCUUCGGUGCGGUGGUGUUUUCCUCGGUGGAGCUGCCGUAUGAAGACGACCUUCGCCAGCAGCUCAGAGAGAUAAAGAGACUUUUCCUCCAGGAGCACCAGUGUCUGUCCGAGGAGCGGCUCGAGAGGUUUCUGUCCAAAGCCCUGGAGGCCAGCAAUUAUGGGGUGUCUAUUCUCAACAACGCCUCGGCUAGCUGGAACUGGGACUUCACCUCGUCUUUGUUUUUUGCGAGCACCGUCUUAUCGACCACAGGAUAUGGUCACACUGCCCCUCUCUCUGAUGGCGGAAAGGCAUUCUGCAUCAUUUAUUCAGUGAUUGGCAUCCCCUUCACCCUCCUCUUCCUCACGGCUGUGGUGCAAAGGAUCAUGGUGUAUAGCACGUGGAGGCCCAUCAUGUAUGUUCACACACGCUGGGGUCUGUCUAAACCCCUGGUGGCCCUCGUUCACGCGACUCUGCUGGCUGUCGUGGCUGUGUCCUGCUUCUUCCUCAUCCCUGCCGCCAUCUUCUCUGCCCUAGAAGAGAACUGGAACUUUCUGGAGUCCUUCUACUUCUGCUUUAUCUCCCUUUCCACCAUCGGCCUUGGUGACUAUGUGCCCGGAGAGGCCUUUAACCAGAGGUUUCGUGAGCUCUACAAACUGGGCAUCACUGUGUAUCUCCUGCUGGGCCUGAUCGCCAUGCUGGUGGUGCUGGAGACCUUCUGUGAGCUCCAACAGCUCAAGCAGCUCCGCAAGAUGUUUUACCUGAAGAAGGAGAAACCGCAGGACCGUCUGGCCAUCAUGGAGCACGACCACCUGGCCUUCUCCUCCAUGCCGGACGCCACCAUCCACUCGCCCCACGAGGACAAAACCGAGCCCUUUGUGGACUUCCCUGUGUUGACCUCUCCAGGAGGAGACGACCCCAUGAUCAAAUAGAGCUUCAUCCACAUUAACCUUCUUCAGUGGAGGGGGACGACUUUAGCCGAGGGUCUUGAAGGUGACUGGGAGGCCACGGAUAUGUGCAAAUUACUUGAAAAGGUCAUCUGAGAAUCUGCGUAUUUAACAGCCCUUCAAAAACAAUGCCC
Messenger RNA from Danio rerio (zebrafish), 1251 nucleotides. RefSeq names its product potassium channel, subfamily K, member 1b (gene kcnk1b). Gene Ontology annotation, cellular component: recycling endosome; dendrite; cytoplasmic vesicle. Gene Ontology annotation, biological process: potassium ion transmembrane transport. Gene Ontology annotation, molecular function: monoatomic cation channel activity; metal ion transmembrane transporter activity; potassium channel activity. The record is from RefSeq and is marked validated. NCBI's taxonomy places the organism in Eukaryota, Metazoa, Chordata, Actinopteri, Cypriniformes, Danionidae.